Messenger RNA from Rhododendron vialii, 582 nucleotides. Its product is annotated as non-specific lipid-transfer protein 2-like. NCBI's taxonomy places the organism in Eukaryota, Viridiplantae, Streptophyta, Magnoliopsida, Ericales, Ericaceae. Gene Ontology annotation, biological process: lipid transport. The coding region runs from base 72 to 356 and encodes 94 amino acids. The record is from RefSeq and is a predicted model, not a curated record. The transcript has a single exon.
UUCCAACAUCCACAUCCCUAAAUCACUCGUUACCUAGCUGGUGACAGAGAGAAAUCGAUAUCGAAACCAAAAUGAAGGCAUCAAACAUUGGAGUGUUUAUUGUGCUAGUACUGGUCUUGGGCUGCUACAAACCUAAAGUAUCCAUGGCCGCGACUUGCAAAAUACUAUCGCUGAGCCCUUGCUUGGACGCUAUCACAAGCGGGACGACUCCUUCGGAUAGGUGUUGUAGUCGUUUGAAGGAACAAGAAGCUUGUCUUUGUGAGUUCGCCAAGGACCCUGACUAUAGCCAGUACAUUACCUCUCCUAAUGCCAUGAAAGUUGCUACCGCUUGUGGGGUUGCCAUCCCCACAUGUUAAUUGGAUUUGCCCAACAAAUUCCUCCCUCCCUCUUUAUAUGUUUACCUAUAUGAAUAAAUGCGUCUUAUUGCGUGGAGUGCACAAUAAGAACGCAGAGGGAAAGUGCGUAAGUAAAUACGCAUAAAUGCGUCCUAUGGUACCAAUGUUAUCUACUUGGAUUCAGGGAUAUGCCCUAGUGGUCUUGUUCCCUGUUUUGUUUCAAUAAAAUCUUAACUUACCAAAGAAA